AGAAGCCCUUGAAUGCAGCACGGGAGGCGCGCCUCAAGCUGAGGUGAGAAGAAGAAGAAGAAGAGGAAGAAAACAUGAUGAACUGAUGAAGUCUGACUGCACAGACUCAGAGCAUGUGGAUGGAGGUGAAGAACAAGAGCAGGACUGUCACUAGCGACGGAAACAGCUCGAAGAUGGUUGAUCCAGAUGUGACACUUUUACACACUGUUCUACAGAGAAAUGGUUCAGCUGCAGCUGCCACUCUUCCUUCUCAUACAGAUGACUCUUCAAAAAGCCGCAGUGGGAUCAUCCCCGGUGCGAUUGCAGCCACAGUGUUCAUCGUCUUUCUACUCGCUCUCUACGCGGUCCUGUGGAAGUGCAUGGUGUCGCCUCCAAAACGAAAGCACAGGAAGAAGAGGGUGAGAGUGAAACAGAGGACGACUGUGUGAAGACUGGCUGCCAGGUUGAAAAUACCUUUUCGUCUGUUUUGGACUUUAAUGGUUCGGACUAAAAUCUGAGAGCAGACUUUGCUCAGUCAGAGAAAAGCACCAGAGUGACAGUAUGCCUCUGAGGAAGAUCCUCCUAAUAGAUCAAAGAUCAAACCAGUGGAUGAUGUGCCACCACUUUCCCUCAGCUGUACUGUUUACUGUUGACUCAAAGCUCUGUGUUGAUGUGAAACACAGGUCAGAUCGUACUGCUGUUUUUUUUGUUUUUUUCUGUGAACUCUGCACUACUGAGUGACGAGGCGGCUCAGCCACCGCUCGCUCCAGUGACCAAUAAGCUGCGCGGCAUAUUUAGUAUGUGUUGAUGUGUUUUGUACCUCCACCAAGUGGACGGUUGCAUUUAAACAUGCCCUCUACUAGUAUUUCUUCAUACUAUUUGUAUUAAGUACAUAAUGGCAUCAGUAGGUUCCAUUUUAAUCGUUUCUUAAAGAUUAUUUUAACUCCUAGAGCUGCUGGGAUGUUCAGAACAACCAGCACAUCACUCUACUACUACUCGAGUAUUUAGACCGCAUUUACUGUUGAAAUCUAGAAAUGGAUUUUGUUUUAUAUUUGUCCUCUGUUGUCUUCUUUGAAAUCCACACGUUACUCAGGAUGUUGUAACUACUGUAUGACUUUUAACUCUAUUCAAAACUGUGACUUUUUUUUAUGUAAUGUGAAUAUAAAUAAAUGCUAAUAUUUGUGGUCAUAAUUUGGUGAAACUUCAAUUCACACUCAAUCAUUUGUUUUUCCUUCGUUUCCUGUUGUAACUUAAUCUAACGUUAUGGAACGAGGAAAGAAAUGCUGUGGAUGGAUUUCUGCAGAAAUUUAAAUGAAACCGAGGAGUUGACAGAUUAAGUGUCAGUAUGAGUGUAAAGGGAAACGUUUCUCUGUGUGUCGGACAUCAAUAAUAUCAUGUCAUGAAUCACUGAAUCUAUAAUCUCUUCAACAAUAAGAAAAGACGGAGCCGGAUGGACACAUCCUGAAUAAGCGGACACAGUCCAGCAGCCACUGAGCCACCCUGCUUAUUAUACAAUGCGUUACAUGCUACUUGAGUAGCUGACUAUCAGAGCCACAUCACAGUAAGAGGUUUGACACUUUGUGGUUUUCAGAACCAGUUUUGCAACUUCAAAAAAAAACACGGACUGAGUGGAGCUGAUUGAACUCAGUCAUGAGCAGGGAAUGUGAUUUGGUGGAAUCAGGGAAGUGUUGGGUGGAAAUUCUGCUGAACUCAUCAGAGAUUAA
This is a messenger RNA of Sebastes umbrosus (honeycomb rockfish), 1703 nucleotides long. RefSeq lists its product as uncharacterized. The transcript has 5 exons. The record is from RefSeq and is a predicted model, not a curated record. Lineage: Eukaryota; Metazoa; Chordata; Actinopteri; Perciformes; Sebastidae. The coding region runs from base 114 to 428 and encodes 104 amino acids.